This is a messenger RNA of Parnassius apollo (apollo), 2442 nucleotides long. The record is from the annotation of a GenBank genome assembly. NCBI's taxonomy places the organism in Eukaryota, Metazoa, Arthropoda, Insecta, Lepidoptera, Papilionidae.
AUGCUGGUGACCUAUUUGGAAGCCAGCCGGGACCUUUGCGAGACGGACUCGAUUCUCUUUGGCGCCGCAGUGGCAGUUUGCCGUAUGAUUGGCGCCAAACUUCCCAUGGCUGGACGCGCUACUACACAAAGUAACGCCAUCCCAGCCUGGAGGAAAAGAAUCGAGGACCGUAUCGCAAAGGCAAGGGCCCUUAUCGGCAGACUGACAAGCUUCAGGUCGGGUAAUAAUAGACCGAGGAUUAUGCGCACCGUUAGGAUGGCGUUUGCUGGGACAAAUAUCAGUUUGUCCCAGCCGGAUAUCACGCAGAAACUAACGGAGCGCAUAGACGACCUGAAGCAAAAGAUCGCUGCUUGGGGGAAGCGGAUUCGACGAUUUUCCGAGGGGUCAAGGCGGUUCAACCAGAAUCGUCUCUUCCAGAGUGAUCAGAAGAGGCUCUAUAAAUUAUUGGAGCGACCAAAGGUAUGUGGAGCGGGCCAAGGACCGGAUCAGGCUGACAUUAUCGCAUUCUGGCGUGGCCUGUGGUCAGAGCCCGUAAACCACAGUGAGGGCCCUUGGAUGGAAGUUGUGGCGAGCCAGGGUGCGAGUGUUACGCCUAUGGACCCCAUCACCAUAACGCCAGAAGACGUGGCUGAGGCGGUCCGUAGGGCCCCGAACUGGAAAAGUCCGGGGCUCAACGGGCUGCAUCAUUACUGGCUGAAGGGGUUCGUAGUAUGUCACGCUGUGCUCGCCCGACAGUUUCAAGAGGCUCUCGACCAGAAGUCACUCCCGAGCCUCUUCACUACUGGGAUCACUCACUUGGUUCCUAAAGAUCAGGAUACCACAGACCCGAGCAAAUACCGCCCCAUCACGUGGCCGCUGCCUGGGGGUCGCCGGGGCGCGUCUGGAGCUGGCGCUGGACGCGGCAGCAUGCGGGCCGCCAGCCGAGCGCGAGGAGCUGCAAGAACACCUAACAGCCCCCCGCAUCCAUCAUCCCCACCAGACGGCUUGAUGUCGGCAGGGUCCUCUCGGACUCGGCAAGCGGCAUCCGCCGCUGGUGGAGUGCGCCGCAUGCGUUGGACAAGGGAUAUGAACGCAAACGCAUUGCGGGCGUACUAUAGGGCGAAAGGGGAAGAAACAGCGGGGAUAGCGUAUCGGGCUCGGAUGCAUUGCUUUUUUGCUGAGCUGGAGCCGUCUAUUCCCGUCACGGAACAAAACCUGGCAGACCGAGUUCGGUACAUCAUGCGCUCGAAAAUAUUCGAUGAUGCCGAGCUCGAACGACUACGACGUGAGGCCAUUCCCUCAUCGAAUGAAUUGGCUACGGCUGGGGAUGCGGCUCCUCAGGCGACAGACCAGCUGCCACGCGUAGAAGCCGCCAUGGAUCUUCCAGUUGUGGUUGAUUCAGAUGAUGAUGAAAUGGUCUCCCACGAACUAGAGCAAAUGAGGAGUAUAUUGGAAGAGGCGAUUUUGGAAACGCGCAGCAUGCCUCUCGAAAAUCGACCGCGACUUCCCCGCAUACCUCUAAGCAAGCGAAAUCGGGCUGUCGUGAGGGCUCUUAACCCAAUGCUGGUAACCUAUUUGGAAGCCAGCCGGGACCUUUGCGAGACGGACUCAGUUCUUUUUGGCGCCGCAGUGGCAGCUUGCCGUAUUAUUGGCGCCAAACUUACCAUGGCUGGACGCGCUACUAAACAAAGUAGCGCCAUCCCAGCCUGGAGAAAAAGAAUUGAGGACCGUAUCGCAAAGGCAAGGGCCCUUAUCGGCAGACUGAUAAGCUUCAGGUCGGGUAAUAAUAGACCGAGGGUUGUGCGCACCGUUAGAAUGGCGUUUGCUGGGACAAAUAUCAGUUUGUCCCAGCCGGAUAUCACGCAGAAACUAACGGAGCGCAUAGACGACCUGAAGCAAAAGAUUGCUGCUUGGGGAAAGCGGAUUCGCCGAUUUACUGAGAGGUCAAGGCGGUUCAACCAGAAUCGUCUCUUCCAGAGUGAUCAGAAGAGGCUCUACAAAUCAUUGGAGCGACCAGAGGUAUGUGGAGCGGGCCCAGGACCGGACCAGGCUAACACUGUCGCAUUUUGGCGUGGCCUGUGGUCAGAGCCCGUAAACCACAGCGAGGGCCCUUGGACGGAAGUUGUGGCGAGUCAGUGUGCGAGGAUUACGCCCAUGGACCCCGUCAUCAUAACGCCGGAUGACGUAGCUGAGGCGGUCCGUAGAGCCCCGAACUGGAAAAGUCCGGGACUCGACGGACUGCAUCACUACUGGCUGAAGGGGUUCAUGGUGUGUCACGCUGUGCUCGCCCGUCAGUUUCAAGAGGCUCUCAACCAGAAGUCGCUCCCUAGCCUCUUCACUACUGGGAUCACUCAUUUGGUUCCUAAAGACCAGAAGGCUUGGUGUCGGCUGGGUCUUCUCGGACUCAGCAAGCGGCACCCGCCGCUGGUGGAGCACGUCGCAUGCGUUGGUCACAAGAAAUGA